This is a messenger RNA of Trichoplusia ni (cabbage looper), 2590 nucleotides long. Its product is annotated as SPRY domain-containing SOCS box protein 3-like. The record is from RefSeq and is a predicted model, not a curated record. NCBI's taxonomy places the organism in Eukaryota, Metazoa, Arthropoda, Insecta, Lepidoptera, Noctuidae. The coding region runs from base 566 to 1504 and encodes 312 amino acids. The transcript has a single exon. Gene Ontology annotation, cellular component: SCF ubiquitin ligase complex. Gene Ontology annotation, biological process: proteasome-mediated ubiquitin-dependent protein catabolic process. Gene Ontology annotation, molecular function: protein binding.
GAAGAACGUUGUUGACUUUUACUUUGUGUUUAUGAAGACUUACGGGUGAGCGUAACGAGUUUAACGGCUUUAAAACCACUGCGUUAUAUCAAGAUUUGUGUUGUGUAAUGUGUCUUACUAUUUCAUUGUAUUAUAAUGGGUUCUACUAAAUCUUCGUUCAGUUAAUACAACAUUUCCCUUACGAUAUUUAAUUAUUAUCGAUACACUCGUCUGUUCUUUGCCAACACUAACACUCCGAAAAUCCGAAGAUGCUUACAGUUUUCGCUAGAUGGCGUUGUUAAGGAUUGUACAACGAUUAUUUUAAAAAAUAAUGUAGUAUGGUUAUCUACUGAAUAUUGCGAUUGUAAAAUCACUUAUUUUCGUUAAAGUUUAUUUUUGAAUCAAGAUAUAACUUACGGCUUCCAUGAAAUGCCAACCCCGAAAAGUUUAGUAUCGUUGGCUUGGAUUAUCGAUUUUCCACUUCCCUUCCCUGUAAAGUCUUUGUGCGUAGUACGCCGCUAGCACCCACGCUACAGAGAUUCACGUCGUUCACUUUUAAGUUCUUACUGAAGUUAAAACCGUAAAGAUGACUGAAAAUCAGAACGCUCAAGCCCCUGAGCUACCUAAACAGACGGAGCCGAUCAAGGGUGAAGUACAACCACAGCCCUUCUGCAAUUGUUGGACAUGGCAUGAUGAGAAGGAACCCGGCAACCCCGACUGCGACUGUGGGGAGGAAAUAGACAUGAUAACUUGGCGCUGGGAGCUGCCACCGAGGCGGGAGAGCUGGGUGGCGCUGCACGAUGAUGAUAAGCAGGUAAUCUUUCAUCCGUUCUACAGUUCUGGAACUGCUGUCAUCAGGGGCAACGCUCCCAUGGAGCUCAACAGACAUUACUACUUUGAGGUAAAGAUGCUAACGGAACCCUACGGGACGGACAUCAUGGUGGGCAUCGGCUCCGAGAAGCUCAACGUGUCUGAAGUGCUGUACGACUAUAGGUCGCUGCUGGGAGGAACCGAGGAGUCGUACGGCAUCUCCUACACUGGCGCCAUCUGCCAGAACGCUAUGGUGACCCAUGACUCCCCUGGCUUCGUCAAGGGGACCCUCAUCGGCGUGAAGGUGGACAUGUUCCAGGGGACGCUGGAGUUCUUCCUGAACAGGGAGCCGCAUGGCAUCGUCGUCACCGAUCUGCGUAAGCACCAGAUCCUCUACCCGAUGCUGAGCUCCACUACUGCUCAGUCUUCACUGCGCUUGACCUACGCCUCAUCGUGGGAUGAGUCGCUGAUGGUGAACGCCGCUCGAGUGCUGGCUGCCUCCGCACCCUACUACGAUGAAGAAGGCGACGAGGAGGAAGAGGAAGACGAGAUGGGCUUCCUGCGCGACGUGCCUCCCGGCUUGGCUAAGAUCCUGCGCAUGCAGUUCUGGAUGGUACUGCCGACCAUGGGCCACCAGAAGCCCGAGAUGGACGCCGCCAAGUCUGAGCUCCUCCCCGCGGCGAUCAGGCGGAAACACUGGCAUCGGAGAUGGUAAAAUUUGGCCCCAAAUGACGUCGUGGGAAUGGCGCCAUUUGUGUUACCGCAUCUGAGGUGGAGGAACAAUGUCCGGGCCAAUAAUCGGCACGGGCACAACAUCGAAUUUAUUGUGAACAGUAUUACACACGAUCGAGGCCAAGGUCCGGCUUAGCGAGGAUUCGGAUAGUUAGUUUUAAGUCAGGGGACACCCUAUUAUAUACCCAUUCAAUGUAUACCAAUAUUUUCUUAAGUAUGUGUCAGUAGUGAUUAGUGAUGGCCUCGCUUCGACCUGUGAAAAAGAAAGACUGUGUCAAUGGACUGUUUAGUAUUUUAAGUAUCAUUACUCAACAAAACUUAACGCUGUGAGCGUGAUAUAGGUCUAUAUAACCAACCUAUAUAAUAGAGUGUAAGGCUAUUUAUUGGACAACUUAGUAUAGGAUCACCACAGACAUCCCUCGCACUAUUUUUGCCGAAAUACUUUUGACUUUUACACCUUUUCGUGUAGCAUUUUUCUUGAGUAGUCUCCACUGCACAUCGAGAGUGUCUUGUGUUUUAAACUUGAGCUUGUAAAGCGAGGGAAGUCGGUGCGCAUACAUAUAGGAUUAACCAUUUUUGAUGUUCUCUUUGUGUCUAACAUGAUUAUAACAUUUCAUACUUACGUGGCAUUAGCCCAUAUUUAGGAUAACACACAAACAUUGUAAUACUUAGGAAUAAGGUUUUUGUAGCCGGGGAAGGGAGUAAACAUUUUUGAUGUUCUAUACGUGUAAGACAUGAUUAAUCUUAACUUAUAUUGAUGUGGCAUUAGCCAAUUAGUACUUAUCUAAUAUAGUAAUCAAACACGCAUAAGUGCAGCCGUCGAUAACCGUCGGUAACAAUAAUAACGUAGUAGGUACACUUGUAACAACAUUGUGACAUAUUUUUUGGAAAUAUUUGAGUCCAAAUUUUAGAUCGUAAUUGUAUUAUUAUGAUGUUGAAUCAAGUACAUGUCAAUAAUCGCGUUUGCGAAUUACUUAAAUAAAUACAAGCUGUGCGUCUUUUUGUCUCUAAAUGGUGUUGUUAUUUACAUAUACCCGAAUAUCCCUUUUCCUUAAAUCAUCUCAUUUGA